CGAAGUCGUAAGUUCGAACUCGCGGUGCUUGUCUUAGGCGACUGAAGCGCUAGCUAUCUUCCGUUAUGUUUCUAUACUUCUAUGCCCUACGUCUCUCGAUGGUCAGCUCUCCCUGCUCCCUGACUUGCGCGUUGGCGAGUGCCUUCAACGAUGACGCCGAUCCGAGCCCCGAUCCUCUCCCGCAUGAGGUAUAACUUGUCUAACUUGCUUUGGGGCUUCAUAAGCGUCAUCUACAUCCUACCACUACGCUCCCCUUGCUUCCCGCCACGAACUAUAACAGCAAGGAAUAAUAUUCAGUCGCGAUGGCGCCAGUCUACGCGCUUGACCACUAUUAUCUGGGUAUAACCCUGCUUGUCACGAUAGGGUAUCAGAUGCUCGGCUUCUUUAUCGCCUGGACGCUACAGUUCGACAAGAUCACCGACUUUACUGGAGGCAGUAAUUUCUUCCUCCUCGCACUUCUGACGCUCCUCAUUGGAAACACUUUCCAUGCGCGCAACAUCGUGGCGAGCGUACUCGUCAUGAUCUGGGCGACCCGCAUCGCAGGCUUCCUCCUAUUCCGCGUACUCAAGACGGGCAGCGAUGCCCGCUUCGACGAUAUACGGUCGCACUUUCUCAAAUUCUUGGGUUUCUGGGUCGGACAAAUCGUCUGGGUUUGGACCGUGUCUCUCCCCGUCACAAUUCUAAACUCGCCCGCUGUGUCGGACACGCGCUUCGGUGGGUCCGACCCGGCCUUCGGGACUGGACGCGAUAUCGCAGGCAUUGUGCUUUGGGCUAUCGGCUUGGUCAUCGAGACCGUGGCGGAUGGACAGAAGUUCUACUACAAGUCAAAGAAAGCCGUCCCGAAGGACAAGCCGAUGAAUAAAGGCCUUUGGGCGUGGUCCAGGCAUCCCCCUUACUUCGGCGAAAUGCUCUGCUGGUGGGGGAUCUGGAUCCUGUGUCUCUCGCCUACGACGAAGGGGACCCUGUCCUCGUCCGCUAGGGCGGCGCAAUAUGGCGCCGUCGUGUCUCCGUUAUUCACUUUCAUCCUCCUCAUGUUCGCCUCUGGCGUGCCCACUGCCGAGAAGCCCACCGGGCGUAAGUUUUACCUCAUGAGCCAUGGGCCCCAGUCCGAGGAGGCCAAUUCGGGUUUCCCGGACGCCUGGACGAACUACAAGGCGCACCUCGCCCGGACGUCCGUCCUGAUCCCCCUACCGCCAGCGCUCUACCGCCCGCUGCCGUUGUGGGUGAAAAGGACGGUGCUGAUGGACUUCCCGUGGUAUCAGUUUGAUGAGGCGAGGGAUGGGCCGGGGGCGGUGGAGGAGGAGAGGAAGAAGACGAUGGACAGGGAGUAAGGAAAAGGACAUAAUUCCAGUGGGUGCAUGAAUAUGAGAUUGUUUGAUGUACGUCAAGUACGCAUUCGGCUUCUCUUGUACAGAUACAGAAGAAAAGUGGUUGCCUGAACCAGUCGCAGUUGCAGUGUAAGACGCUGCAC
Messenger RNA from Schizophyllum commune H4-8, 1471 nucleotides. RefSeq names its product DUF1295-domain-containing protein. The coding region runs from base 303 to 1331 and encodes 342 amino acids. The record is from RefSeq and is a predicted model, not a curated record. The transcript has 10 exons. Gene Ontology annotation, molecular function: oxidoreductase activity, acting on the CH-CH group of donors. Gene Ontology annotation, biological process: lipid metabolic process. Lineage: Eukaryota; Fungi; Basidiomycota; Agaricomycetes; Agaricales; Schizophyllaceae. Gene Ontology annotation, cellular component: membrane.